This is a messenger RNA of Corvus hawaiiensis (hawaiian crow), 1735 nucleotides long. RefSeq names its product spermatogenesis-associated protein 16-like. The record is from RefSeq and is a predicted model, not a curated record. The coding region runs from base 1 to 1662 and encodes 553 amino acids. Gene Ontology annotation, biological process: spermatogenesis. Gene Ontology annotation, molecular function: protein binding. NCBI's taxonomy places the organism in Eukaryota, Metazoa, Chordata, Aves, Passeriformes, Corvidae. Gene Ontology annotation, cellular component: Golgi apparatus. The transcript has 12 exons.
AUGGAGCCCCAGCAGGUGGUCCAGGAGCUUGGAGUGAACCAGCAGUUCCCUUCUCACAUGUCUUCUCAACAGGGAUCUUCCUCAACAGCCUCUGAGGAGGCAGAAGAGCACAAAGAACGACCGCAGAGUGGCGCAGAUAAAGCAGAAAGCCAUGGAAAUCUGUCCGGGACAAACGCAGAAACGCCAGCAGAGAGCGGCACAGGGACAUUCCCGGGCCCUCCGCUUCCCAUUCCUCUCUCCAGACUCAGGGAAAUAGAAGCGGAGCUGAUCGGCGCUGAUGAGGCGGACACUGAGGCGGAGCCUGGCGAGCCGCUGAUGUCUGCAGUGGCAGCAGCAGCGGGCCAGGCUCCUGCCCCAGCCGCAGGGGACAGCGUGUGGCACCGCGCUGGCGCUGCGCUCCAGGCCGCCCUGCGGGACGGCAGCGCUCGGUACACGCAGCGCGAUUUCGCAGCAGCCGCGGCCAAGUUCUCCACGGCACUGGAGCUUUGCAGUAAAGGCUUUGCUACAGAGGACCCCUUGAAGUCCUCUGCAGAUGAUAUUUCCAGGCUUGCCAGUUGGAUUGAGUCAAAGCUCGUCAUCUGCUACUUAAAACUGGGGCAGCCUGACCUUGCUCUGCAACAUUCACACAGGAGCAUCAUUCAGAACCCCUCUCACUUCCGCAGUCACCUGCGCCAAGCCGCUUGCUUUCGGUGCCUGCACAGAUACUCGGAGGCUGCAAGGAGCGCCAUGGUCGCGCAGUAUCUGUACGUCUUGGCUGAAGGAGCUGGGCUGGAGACCAGUGACCUCAUCCAGCUGUACUGGCAGGCUAUGACUCAAGAAGCCCUUAGUGGAGAAGUCUCUUUUUCUGUUCUGUACACACCUUUUGAGAAAGAGAACAAGACUGACAAAAUAAAGGAGGCCAACAAAAGCUUUGCUGAGAAGCACCCUGAUUACGUGCAGCACAUAUUUACAGAUCCUCAUGGAAUUCACCUGUUGCCAGAGAGGGCUGAAUCUCACCCUGACCAGCAGUACUUACUGACUCUGGGCUUCAGAAACAAAGAGAUUGGAAAAACCGUGGAAAUGUCUGUAACUCGAAAACUGCCAGUCUUUCGAGGCUGGAAAAGAGCUUUCAGUCCCAGCAUGGAGGAAGAAGAAGAAGAAGAAACAUUUUGGCAGAACACUGGGAAAAGGAUCAUGGCAGCCAUGGCUUUUAUAGGAAGCACUAAAAUAAAGGAUGAGCGUGGCCCAUGUGCACGGGCCAUCGAGCAGUUCCACCACGCCAGCCUGCUCAGCCGCCUGCAGAGACGGGAGGAACAGGCCCAGGUGAUGACCCAGGCAAUGGCUGAGCUGGCGACUGCUCCCUACCUGCAGAGAGUCUCUCAGGAGGAUGACAAGCUGCUGCAGUCACUGAUGGCAGAUGCUGUGGACAUCCUCGCAGGAAGAAGUGGAGAGCGUGUGUGGACUAAAAUACAGAAGGUGGCACUAAUUGAAGAGUACUUGAGGGAAGGAGAAGAGCAUUACUUAAGGACCCCACACAUGCAAAUACCUGGAAUGGAAAACAUGAACUGGACUCCAAGGGGACAGGGAUAUUUGAGACUGAAAAAUACAAACAUGUUCAUUCCCAACCCACGAAGCUUGGCCACAGGGCCAAAAAAAAGACGCAUAGCUUUUGCAAAAAGUUGAUUUUGUAGGUAUUUUGUAGCUAUUGAUAUCAAUUUGAUAGAUGUUAAUCUUAUUUUAAAUUAUAUUAACUUGA